AGCUUCGCAGCUGCUUACUCGCAGUGUUGUUUCCGCGUGAUUUGCUUAAGCAUUUCGUUUAAGAAUGCCCCUGUGUUCAAGGCUGCAACCCACACGCCGGGCAGGUUCAUAUAGCUCCUUACGUUCUGUCGUCUUCACUGAAGGCAACGGACGGGAACUUUACCAAGCUGUCUGGGGACACAAACUUCACCUAGUUAUGAUCUCUGAUCAAUCCACAGUUUUUGUUGAGAUGGCCGAUGAACUGAAGAAGCGUUUUGGUUGCUUUGCGGAAGGAAUGGUGGUUACGGUAUGCCCAAUGCUUGUCGUAAUUGCAAUCGACAAGGUUGACCUAAAAGUGUAUGGACACCACGCUUUCUCCGCCAUGCUCACCAUGGCAGCUAUCACUUUGAUACUCGGUAUCUGCCCCUUCAUCAUCUGCUGGUUCUCCGGGCCAUCCAUCAGGCCCGUCCUGGUAACCGCGAUCCUGGCAACCCUUUCCUCUUGUUCCCUCCUCAUCCUCACCUGUUUCAUUGCCCAGCUCGUUGUCCCCGAAAUCACUUUAAUUAUCUUGGGCGUCGUAUUUGGAUUCCUCGUCCUGCUUCGUGCGGUCUUGUACUACCAUCGAGGAAAUUUUGUAGAGUGUCAACAUGACAAGAUACUCAAUGAGUCACAUGAGUUCUUGACGGGUGUCACCGGAGUUCUCUUUCUGGGCCUGGAAGGUUUGGCACUGGAAGGUCAUGACGAUCCGAUGUUUGAAAAGGGCGGGCCCGUGGCGAUUGCAAGCUUCAUACUUUGCGCUACUGGCGUGUGCAUGAUGUAUCUCGAGAUGACUCCCCCUAUUGAUUUCACAGCAGGACAUAUUGUGCGUUUAACUGUGACGCUAGACAGCUUCAUGGCCGGUGGUAUUUUCACACUGUUGAUGGUUAUCAUGUUUAAGCUCAUGAGGGUUCCAGCCCUGCUGCUCUUGUUACCGCCGUUGGUAAUCAUCCUCGAACUUGUCUACCGGGUGCACAUCAUACACCCCGCAGCUGUCCAAAUGUCCGUGCCGGCUUCGCUGGAACUGACAAAGGUCACCUUCACCGGGUUCUUGGCUGUGUCAAUAACAGUCAUCCGCAACACUUCGCCCAGCAAGUUGACCGGCUGUUUCCUACUAUUCGCUGCAGCAGCUAUUGUGUUUGGGCUCUCAUGGAGGCUUCUGUCGCAGAAAAACAUAAGGCAGUCUUUCACGGGUACUGUUUCACGUGAGUAUUUUGAUGCUUCUGUCAAUUUGGCUUCCUUGGGCACACACGUCUGCAUAGUAAUUGCUACAGUACUAUUACUAGCAAUGGCCUGGACAGCGAGAGGAAAGCCGUGCUAUGAAAUGAAACCAUGUACUGCUUGAUAUUAUUUUUCUACACAACUUUUUAAUUGCACCUGCGCUCCCAUAUAUAUGUAACGGGUAUGUACUAUCUGUAAUUUAAUUCAAUUAUUCCUACAGAUUCAUACA
Molecule: messenger RNA, 1465 nt
Organism: Hordeum vulgare subsp. vulgare (domesticated barley)
Lineage: Eukaryota; Viridiplantae; Streptophyta; Magnoliopsida; Poales; Poaceae
Exons: 3
Coding region: 65-1360 (431 amino acids)
Source: RefSeq, a predicted model, not a curated record